This is a messenger RNA of Limulus polyphemus (Atlantic horseshoe crab), 1628 nucleotides long. RefSeq names its product multiple myeloma tumor-associated protein 2 homolog. The record is from RefSeq and is a predicted model, not a curated record. Bases 745 to 1425 code for a protein of 226 amino acids. NCBI's taxonomy places the organism in Eukaryota, Metazoa, Arthropoda, Merostomata, Xiphosura, Limulidae. The transcript has 7 exons.
CCAGUGUCAAACGCGCCAGCAGUGACACGUGACUUCCGCUGUUGUAACAUAGUGAUAGUCUUCAGACUACAGUGCAGGUUUACUUGUAGAUUGUUACAGUAUUAUGAAUAUAAAUGCAAAAAUUGCAUUCAGUAGCAGUCUGUUGUAGGAGCUUAGCGAAUAAGUUACAUUUACAAGUAUUUUAUUUUUAAGCUUAUUUAAUUAUUGUGUAAACGUCAUUCCUCUGUGUCACAGUCACACUGUGUCUUACAUUACAGUUACAUUUAAAUUUUUCGAGGUUUGGUUUGUGUUGUGUGGGGAAUAAACAAUUCUGAAACUUAGGAUUGUUGCCUAGCAAUAUGACAAUAUAAGAGAUUGGUAUCCUGCUAAGACAGCUUACAAACUAAUCAGACUAAUUUAUUACAGGAGUUAUGCAACAAGUAAAUAUUCCACUUGAGUUAGGCCUUAUUUUAAAAGAGAAAACACCUGUACCAGGUAGAGUAUGUGAAUGUAGCAUUGGUGAACGUAACCAAUUUAAAUAUUUGCAGAGAAGACAGGCUGAGUUAUAUUGUGGAAUAGUGUUUUGUUGGAAACAAGUUUAGGUUGAUACUUACACAGCUUCUGGAGAAAAGAAGAACUUAAACAUUGAAGAUUGAACAUUUUUCGAUCAAUUUACGCAAGAUAAUUAUUAUAUGUGGACAGAAUUAAACGGUAGUUGACCAAAGCCAUCUACGAAGGAACAACUUCUGAGUAAGUGGCGAAACUAUGUAUCACCCAACCAGAGGUGGAGUUAGAGGUGGAGCUGAUCAAUUUAACUGGGAGGACAUCAAGAUUGACAAGCACAGAGAAAGUUAUUUGGGACAUUCUUUAAAAGCACCAGUGGGCAGAUGGCAGAAGGGCAAGGAUUUAACAUGGUAUAACAAAGACAGAAGUGAAAAAACAAAUCAAAAACCAUCAGCCAGGUGUGAACUGGAGAACAUAAAAAAAGCUGAGGAAGAAGCUAUGCUGGUUGCAUUGGGUCACAAGCCAGUUAACAAAAGGGCUCAACUACUAACAAAAGAGGAAUUGGCUCAAGUUUUUAAGAAAGGUCAAACUGAACGAGAUCCACAAAGUAUAGAAAGAGUGGAAGGCAUUGGAAAUCAAAGUGUAAGACUGAUGACAGUUAGUAAUGCUGGAAGAGAAGAGAGAAAAACUGUGAUUGCUGAAGUACCCUUAACUUCUGAUGAGACAAAGAAGAAAGCAGACAAAGCUAUCGGAGAUUUGAGAACAAGCGAAAAGAAAGAAAAAAACAGCAAGAAAAAAAAGAAAAAGCACAAAAAACGUAAAAAGAAACAAUACAGGAGAGAUGCUGAUGAUAGUGGAGAACACUCUACUCCACACCUGGAUUCAAGAUGUAUGAAAGAACAGCCAAGAAGUAAAAGAAGAAGACACGAUAGUAGUGAAUAGAAAAUGGUGGAAUAUUAAAACAACUCUCUAAAGCAUAUAAUAAUUUUUAAAGUAAAUUCGAAACUAUAUCAUGCUGUAAUCACAUAUAAGACUAGAUAAGUGUCAAUAUUGUGAUUCUUGAUGUGUAAGGUUGUAGAAAGUGUUGAUGAAUGAAAAACAUGUAGUUAGUAAAUAAAGAAAGUAAAAUCAGCUUCAUAAAACUA